ACAAAAGUUAUUCUAAUGGCAACCUCAGUUACCAUUAAGCACUGGCUGUUAGCCUCAGCAUUGAUCUACAUCCUUGUUUUCUGUUGCAUAUCAGGGAAGGCAGAUCAGAAUCCCCCUCAAACCGGAGUUACAGGAGCUGCAGGCGCUGAUCCGGCUCAUAUUGUUGCUGAGGCGCUGCUAUGUUUCGAUGAAAAACAUAUAUACAGCACCUGCGAAGAAGCUUACAGAUUGACCGAGACUGGAAAUCUCAACGUGCCACAUGAAUAUGCUAAUCAAUACUGCAGUGGGCCGUGCCUAUCUGAGACAAACCUCGUGCUCAAUUGUAUUGAUAACAUAGUAUCCCACUUUGAAUUUUACAAUAAGGCUACAAUAGAAGAUGUGAGAGAGACAAUCAAGGCAGGAUGUGGCUAUGGCCCUCAAAGAGGUAAUUUCAUUGUGGCUGAGCAUCUCAAAGCUGUAGAGAGCAGUGCACACAAGGCUUCCGACCCCUUCCUGUUCAAGCUUAUGCUGAUGGUUUUCGGGCUUAGUUUAGCCACUUUGACACGCAAUUAAUUGCUUGUAUUUGGCAUAAUCAACGCAUAGUAUGUUUAAAAUAGGAACUAAGAUAUAUUUACCUGUAGCUUAUGUGCACUGGAU
Ilex paraguariensis (yerba mate) is the source of this 636-nucleotide messenger RNA. Lineage: Eukaryota; Viridiplantae; Streptophyta; Magnoliopsida; Aquifoliales; Aquifoliaceae. The record is from the annotation of a GenBank genome assembly.